Molecule: messenger RNA, 1914 nt
Organism: Zasmidium cellare ATCC 36951
Lineage: Eukaryota; Fungi; Ascomycota; Dothideomycetes; Mycosphaerellales; Mycosphaerellaceae
Exons: 1
Coding region: 1-1914 (637 amino acids)
Biological process (GO): SRP-dependent cotranslational protein targeting to membrane
Cellular component (GO): signal recognition particle, endoplasmic reticulum targeting
Molecular function (GO): 7S RNA binding; endoplasmic reticulum signal sequence receptor activity; signal recognition particle binding
Source: RefSeq, a predicted model, not a curated record
AUGGAUAUCACCCAAUUCGUCGCGACUCACCGCGAGGCGCUCCUCCUCGGCGACUACAACUCAUACCGCGCCCAGCUCUCGCGACAGCUCCUAUCAACACGCAAGCGAUUAGGACGAGCAACGGCCAAGAAGGAGAAAUUCGCUGCGAAGCCAGUCACCGCAGACGAUAUCGGGAGCAAUCAUGAGUUCGUCCAUCUCCUGCUGCUCACUUCCGAGCGUGCUUGGGCGCAUGCGAUGCACAUGAAGGCGACCCAUAGCGAGGACAGCAAGGGAAUCACUGGAUCAACUCGUAGCCAUAUCAUUUCUCGACUGAGCAAAGCUGCGAAGGUAGCCCGCGAGCUGGUGGAUGUAUUAAAGAGCAGAGAUGUUGCAAAGUCAAAUGAACAGGACGUGUUGGAGGCGCAGGCAUAUCAGGCAUCUUUGGCAGGAUCAGAGGAGUUCGAGAAGCAAUCGGAAGGCCAGCGAGGGAAGGAUGCACAGCAGAGUGAGAAGCGAUGGCAGGCCUGUCUUCAGAACUUCUCUCAAGCCAGAGUGAUUUAUGCUGCUCUGCUUGAGAAAGAGAAGAAGGAGGUGUACAGAGAGAUCUUGGCCAGCACAAUCGAUCCGACCAUUCGAUAUGCAGCGUAUCAAGCUCAUAUCUCACGAACCAUUGCAGUCCCUACAGUCGCAAAGCGACACUUUCCAAAGGAUGACAAGGAGCUUGCACAGGCUGUUGAGAAGCUGGAUCCGUACGCUCUGAAGGACAAGCCGGCUCCGAAGAACGAGGCUGAACAGGAGGACUCGCCUUUGGACGUACCAAGCAGUGUCAAUUGGAGAGGACGAAAAGCCGAAAUUGUCGACGCAUCGAUUGGACAAGCUCUGGCAAACGUGGCAUUGGCAGAGUCCAAGCUAAAAGCGUAUCUGUCUGCGAACCAAGAUGCAUCAACGCGUGACAAGGCUGCUGCAUACGACGAUGUCUUGAUCGCCUCGCAAGAUGCAGCGGACGCAACCAAGAGAGCCACCGACGAACUGGAAAAGGAACGCGUAGACGAGAGCGAUCCACGAAUGCAGAAUCUCCGCGUCACAAGCCUGUCCGUCAACUACGACCUGGUCUCAUGGCGCGUGGGCCGAAAUCGUGUGCUGAUAGGCAACAACGAUGGAAUCACAUUUGAGGCGCAAAAUCAGCAGAGGCAUAAGCGAUCACGAAAAGGGGAGACUGAGCAGGUCGAGAAGGAAGAGCCGAGGGGUCGCAAGCUGGCUCGGUUACGGGAGAGAACAGUACUGUACGACUCGACCAUCCAAAGCAUCAACUCGAUCAAAGAUCUGCGAGGAGCCGUGCGAGACGAGAAGUUCGUGAAGGAACUAGACGCAAAAGCCAACUACUUCCGCGCGCUGAAGUGUUUGAACAUCUCGUUCUCGCAUAGCUUGCUCAGCAACCACCUGAACGCGCUGGCGCUCCUCAAACGAGCCCAAGAUCUAGUGUCGCAACCUCCACCUGCCUCCAGCUCUGGCAGCUCAGAGGACUCGCCACCAACCCUAGACAUCCAGCCCGCUGUCUUCGAGAAGCUAAGCACCCACAUCGACUCCCUCUGCUCACGCAUGCACGCUCUCGUGGAGAUGCACGCCCUGCAAGACAACUCAGCAAUUGCAGCCGAGAAGAAUAUGACUUCAGCCGCACCAAUUGUCCAGCGACUCAACGACUACCCAUCCCCGGGUACCAAAGUCGACUUGAAGAAUCUAGUCACCUACCCACCCAAGAUCGAGCCAGUCCCUGUCAAGCCAAUGUUCCUGGACGUCGCUUUCAAUUACAUUGAAUAUCCUGGCAGAACAGUCGAGAAGCCUCAGGUCGCAGAGAAGCCUGUGGCCAAUGGGGUUGAGGAGAAGCCGGCACAACCAGCUCAGAAGAAGGGAUGGUUUGGCUUUGGACGUGGGUAG